AUGUACCUACACCAGGGCCAGUUCAUGUACAUGCUGGCCUACUGCCACUGGCUGGUGUUAAACAAGGAUAUUGACCAGAUGUUCUCAACCUUUGUGAUUGGCAUGAAGUAUAAUCCAUGGGUCAUGACUGUCAAGGCUUUCAAGCAAGGUCUGCAGGACUGGUAUUCUGCACCCCACCUUCACCCUGAGCCUAUAUUCCUUCUUGAGUGCUGGGCUAUCAAAUCCUCGCUGGAUCCCUAUAUCCAUGGUGUUCAGGGAACCUCCAGGCCUCAUGUCUUCCACUUCUCCUGUCACAAAGAAGAUGUGCAGAUGUUAAUGAAGGACUACCAUUCCUCUGCCUCUCCAUGGAUGGGUCCCUAUUCCUUCCUCAACCUCUCUCAGCUCAAUACCGCCAUCCUCAAGGAUACCCUCUCUGCCCUCACUGAGCUCAACAAUGCCCAGGCCAUGAAGAAAUCCUACCAGGAUCUUUCUCACUGGAAGUGCUACACUUGA
Messenger RNA from Acanthamoeba castellanii str. Neff, 492 nucleotides. RefSeq lists its product as uncharacterized. The record is from RefSeq and is a predicted model, not a curated record. The transcript is spliced from 4 exons. The coding region runs from base 1 to 492 and encodes 163 amino acids. Lineage: Eukaryota; Discosea; Longamoebia; Acanthamoebidae.